CUCCUCAGAUGUGAUGCUGAGUCUGUCUCUCUGAGUCUGUCUCUCUGACUCUGUGUCUUUGUCUCCUCAGAUGUGAUGCUGAGUCUGUCUGGUUGUUACUCGUCUCUGUUUGAUGGUUUGAACGCUGAGGUUCAGAUUCGUUGGCUUCAGAUGGUCGUGAGGAACACGUUCCAUCCCGACGUCCCACAAGUCCGAGCCUUUCUGAACAAACACACGUCCAGGAUGUACACGGUGCCGCUGUACGAGGACCUGGUUGCUGGGGUGUUGAAGUGCGUUGCUGUGGAGAUUUUCUACCAGACUCAGCGCCGCCUUCAUCCAAACCUUCGACGAACAUUGCAGCAGAUACUCUUCCAGACUAGCUCCGCCCCAACCAAUCAAAACGGCUUGCCUCUCUCUGUCAUAUCCCCCUCCUCACCACCGCCGCAGCCCGGUGCCACGGCAACCGCCUCUGCUGCUCCUGCUGGGACAACGGCCGCCAUCGCUCUGAGGGACGUCAAUGUGUCGGCAUGACGAUAGUCAUGUGAUAGAAUUCUGGCUGUGACUGGUCAGGUGAAUGAUGAGAGAUGUUGUUAUGACAACAGCGGAGUGCUACAGACACUGACAUCACUACAGGAAGUACACUCCAUAGUUUGAAUGUCAGGGACUUUGAGGGGUCAGAGGUCAUGGUGUGGACUUGCUGUGACCUCAUGUGAUUGGACAAAGAAAUUGGUUGAAGUGAAGAUGACCUCACGACUCCGAGGGUGCAUUUCACAGACAAACUUCCAAUCACAGCUUCACUUUGAUGCUUCAGUGACCGUUAACACUUGAAUUGAUUCAGGGGAGGAGUCAUUGUGUGGCAUCACCUGAGCGGCCUUAACGCUGCGUUCACUGCAGCCGUCCAAUCACCAGCACCUUCAGAUUCACUGUGAGAGGAAACAAAACAUUUCAAAUCACUAAUCAAUACUUUACUUUUUACACUGAAGCAGAAACGUCUCCUGAUUGAUCGUUUGAUUUUAAAUAAAAUAAAAAACACUUGAUACAAUAAGAUGUUUUUU
Molecule: messenger RNA, 1034 nt
Organism: Paralichthys olivaceus (Japanese flounder)
Lineage: Eukaryota; Metazoa; Chordata; Actinopteri; Pleuronectiformes; Paralichthyidae
Source: RefSeq, a predicted model, not a curated record